Pleuronectes platessa (European plaice) is the source of this 1155-nucleotide messenger RNA. RefSeq names its product E3 SUMO-protein ligase ZBED1-like. The coding region runs from base 57 to 1106 and encodes 349 amino acids. The transcript is spliced from 2 exons. Gene Ontology annotation, molecular function: protein dimerization activity. Lineage: Eukaryota; Metazoa; Chordata; Actinopteri; Pleuronectiformes; Pleuronectidae. The record is from RefSeq and is a predicted model, not a curated record.
CCACCGACAACGGGAGCAACGUUGUUAAAGCGGCCCAACUGCUAAAAUGGCUGAGGAUGCAAUGCUUUGGUCACCGACUUCAUUUGGCCAUUGGACAUGGCAUGGAUGAUCACCGCAUCACAAGGUGCAUUGCGCUGUGCAAGAAAAUGGUCAGCAGCUUUUCCUAUAGCUGGAAACGGAGGAGAGAAUUGGCUGAGGUGCAGAUUCAGCUGGGUCUACCGACUCACCAGCUCAUCACAGAGUCAGCCACACGUUGGGGAUCGAGACAGCAGAUGAUCAGCAGGGUCCUGGAGCAAGAGGCAGCCCUCUCCAAAGUCCUGUUUGCUGACAAGAAGUCGAGACAUCUUGUCCUUAACUGGCAGGACGUAGAGGUCCUGCAGGCAGUCCAGAAAGUCCUGAAGCCCCUUCAUGACUUCACAGACGCUCUCUCCGGUGAAGAGUAUGUCACCCUCUCCUACGUCAGGCCUGUGCUACACCUCUUCAACUCAAGUCUCCUAAUACGGGAAGAGGAUGAUAGUGAGCUGUGUAGGUCGAUCAAGACCAGAAUCUUGGAUUACCUUAAUGCCAAGUAUGCUGACCCAGACACAAGUGACCUUUUGGAUAUGGCAUCACUUGCGGAUCCACGUUUCAGGGUCCAAUACAUCCCAGGUGAAAGAGUUGAGGCACUGAAACACAGAGCUGUGUUGGAGGUGGAGGCCUUGCAGGCUGAUUUGGGCGGCGGUAAGCCGGACCCGGCUGGCCCUGUGCCAGAGGAACCAGGAAUGCCACCACCAUCCACAAAGAAGAAGUCACUGGCCAGCUUCUUCAAGCAGAGCACAGCCACCAACACCAGGCUGACACAGAGGGAGGCGAUUGAAAGUGAGCUUACAAGCUACUUACAGUCAGCUAUCAUCGACCACGACACAGAUCCUCUCCAAUGGUGGAAGAUGCAUGCCGAUAUUUUUCCAGCACUGAGCCUCCUGGCAAAAAAGUACCUUUGCGCACCAGCAACCAGUUCCCCUUCUGAAAGGGUUUUCAGUUGCAGCGGCAACAUUGUCAACUGUCACAGGGCAUCCCUGAAGCCUGAGGCGGUUGAUAGACUAGUUUUCCUUGCACAAAACCUGUAAAAUAUAAGAGCACUGCAAAUGAGAAACGUUUUUUUGGCCUGUUCUGUUG